AUGAAUAUGCAGUUCUUAAUGCUUCUCGUCUUCAUGGUCACUGGACUUAUUGCUAUGCCUAUAGGGCCAUAUAUUGUCAGCCGAACAAAUAUCCAAACUACUGGCAAAGGAAUUUUGGAAAAGAUGAACGGAAUAAAUUUCCAUAAAAAGGGUGAUGCUUUGGAAAACAAUAUGAGCGAAACUAUAGAAAGUAUUACGGACCUCAUUUCAACAAUGUCUACAACUCCCAUCGGGAAGCAGACUGAAUCUGCUCCAAAAAUAUCUGCAUUAGCUAAAAAUUUGACUCAUGUUAUGAGCGACAUCUUGCCCGGCAUGCAUGCCAAGAGAUGUCUACAAUAG
Blumeria graminis f. sp. triticale is the source of this 339-nucleotide messenger RNA. The record is from the annotation of a GenBank genome assembly. Lineage: Eukaryota; Fungi; Ascomycota; Leotiomycetes; Helotiales; Erysiphaceae.